Messenger RNA from Arabidopsis thaliana (thale cress), 522 nucleotides. RefSeq lists its product as uncharacterized. The record is from RefSeq and is marked reviewed. The transcript is spliced from 2 exons. The coding region runs from base 1 to 522 and encodes 173 amino acids. NCBI's taxonomy places the organism in Eukaryota, Viridiplantae, Streptophyta, Magnoliopsida, Brassicales, Brassicaceae.
AUGCCUGCAUGCAUUCUUGCAAAAACUGUUAGCUAUAUAGCUGAAGGUGAGAUUGGUGAGUUAAAGAAUUGGAUUUUAUCCUGGAGGGAGGGAAUGGUAGCAGUAUUUUCACCUGACUGUGUGAAAUCGGUAAGCCUAGUGUCGGCUUUCCUAUUUUUUGACAUAGAAGAGGCAAUUGAGCUCGCCGCAUAUGCUAAAAAAGUCUACCCUGUGGCCAAAUUAUUAUACAUUAUGUUGAAGAGUUUAGGUGGAAAAGAGGACCACGAAGUUUACUCGAAAUUUAAAAAGAGAUACAAUUACGAAGAAGCAGAGGGAUUUUGUGAAACGUUGAAGUUCCACAUAAGAAUGUUGCCGCCAAACCGGUUUGGAACGUAUAGUGAGACGUGGUGUUUCACCGACAGCCCAAUGUGUUGGGAAUCACAUCAGUUUCUAGAUGAAUUCAAUGGCGGACCAUACAUCGUAGAGCGGUGUAUAGAUUGUAUAUACUUCUACUUGUCUAGAGAUAUUAUGGAAAUGACUUAA